This is a messenger RNA of Verticillium dahliae VdLs.17, 4431 nucleotides long. RefSeq lists its product as uncharacterized. Lineage: Eukaryota; Fungi; Ascomycota; Sordariomycetes; Glomerellales; Plectosphaerellaceae. Gene Ontology annotation, biological process: mitotic chromosome condensation. Gene Ontology annotation, molecular function: protein binding; ATP hydrolysis activity; ATP binding. The record is from RefSeq and is a predicted model, not a curated record. The transcript is spliced from 2 exons. Gene Ontology annotation, cellular component: chromosome. The coding region runs from base 1 to 4431 and encodes 1476 amino acids.
AUGUCGGCAGCAGAGAGACCGCGCCGUUCGCGGCGGCAGGCUACCAUUGUUGAAUCCUCAGACGAGGACGAGAUUGGCAACACCACCAAGGCGCAGGAGGAAGAUCUCGAAGAAUUCACGCCUGCGCCCGCGCGCAGCCCAACACGAAGGCCGCGAAGGAGUGUUGCGUCCACCGUAUUCUCCUCCACACCUACAGCACCACGGCCACGCGGCAGGCCUAAGAAGAGCAUGUCCAACGUGUCUACAUCCACCAUCGAGCCGAGCCAGGUAUUCGACCCUGAAACAACCAUUGCCGAACUAGAGCCUGAGAAGAAGACUCCCUCCCCAAGAAAACGCAAAAGCGUCGCACCCCGAGCCUCCAAGGCAAAGACGCCAGAUCUUGAAGCACCCCUGGCCACGCCCAAGCCCUCGGCUUCUCCCGAUGCGUCAAGGCUGCAUGCCAUUCCGCUUGCUGAUAUCACAACUGCGAGCGUCAAUGAGCAGCCGUCUUUCGUCGACGAAAGCCAGUCGGCAGUCAAGCCGAUUCACGCUAUGGACACGCUUCUUGAGAAGCCGAUGGACAUUGUCCUCAAGUCGCGCAACAUGACGGUCCCCAUCGUCGAAAACACCAUUGCGAAGCCGCGCCUCGUUAUCACCCACUUGGUGCUGACCAACUUCAAAAGUUACGCAGGUCGCCAGGAGGUCGGUCCCUUCCACGCGUCCUUCUCUUCAGUCGUCGGGCCCAACGGUUCCGGCAAAUCCAAUGUCAUCGAUUCACUGCUGUUCGUAUUUGGUUUCCGCGCCAGCAAAAUGCGACAGGGCAAGCUUUCGGCGCUCAUUCACAACUCGGCGCAGUACCCUAAUCUUGACCACUGCGAGGUCUCGGUUCACUUCAAGGAGGUCAUUGAUCAGCCCAACGGCCCGCCCCUCGAUAUUCCUGAUUCCAUUCUUACCGUGUCGCGCAAAGCGUUCAAGAAUAACUCGAGUCAAUACUACAUCGACAAUAAGUCGUCCAACUUUACAACCGUGACGACCCUUCUCCGCGACCGCGGCAUCGACCUUGAUCACAAGCGGUUCCUCAUUCUCCAGGGCGAGGUUGAAUCCAUCGCGCAGAUGAAACCCAAAGCGGCCAACGAACAUGACGAUGGCCUCCUGGAGUACCUUGAAGACAUCAUCGGUACUUCCAAAUAUAAGACGCCAAUCGAGGAGACAGCGGCGGAGGUAGAGACACUCAACGACAUAUGCAUGGAGAAGAGUGGGCGCGUCCAGCACGUCGAGAAGGAGAAGAAAGGCCUCGAGGACAAGAAAGAAAAGGCCCUGGCGUUCAUCCGCGACGAGAACGAGCUCGCAAUCAAGCAGUCGGCGCUCUACCAGCUCUACAUCAGCGAGUGCAACGAUAAUCUGUCGGUCACUGGCGAAGCCAUCAGUCAGAUGCAGGCACAGCUGGAUAUCGAGCUGGAGAAGCACCACGGUGGCGAAAAGGUCAUCAAGCAGCUCGAGCAGACAUACGCGCAGGGCCGCAAGGAGUUCGAGGCCCACGAGAAGGACGCCCAGGGCCUCGCCAAGGAGCUAGCCAAGUUUGAGCAGGAACGUGUCAAAUUCGACGAGAAGCGCAAGUUCCUGACGGACAAGCAGAAGAAGUUGGAAAAGACGACAGCCAACUGCGAAAACUCUGCCAAAGAAACUGAUGAGACGAUCGUCGAGUGCGCCGCUCUCAUCGAGCGAGGCGCUAAGGAGAUCGCCUCACUCGAAAUCCGUAUUGAAGAAGAAGAGGCCGAGCUCACAACGAUUCGCGAGAGCCUCAAGGGCAAAACGCAAAAGUUUUCCGACCAGAUCGCAGCUAAGCAAAAAUCACUCGAGCCCUGGAAGGAGAAGAUCAACCAGAAGCAGUCGGCUAUUGCCGUGGCCGAGAGCGAGAUGAACAUUCUACUUGAGAAGGCUAAUGCUGGCGAAGUCGCCAUGGAAGAGAUGCAAGCCAAGAUUGCCUCUAUCAAAGAGAGCCGCCAGACAAAAGCCCAGGAGCUCGAGGCUUGCCAGGCGGAAAAGGCAGCUCUUGAGGAGGAGGCCAAGGAGGUCAGCGCCGAGAUUGAGGCUCUCGCCAAGGACGAGCCACGAAUCCGGCAAAAGGUGUCCAACGCACGGCAAAAGGCCGACGAGGCGCGGUCAAACCUAUCCCAGACGCAGACUCAGGGCAACGUCUUGACGGCGCUGAUGCGCAUGAAGGAGUCAGGUCGCAUUGACGGAUUCCACGGACGCUUGGGCAACCUUGGCGCCAUCGACCCCAAGUUCGACGUGGCCAUCUCGACGGCAUGCCCUUCGCUAGACAACUUCGUCACCGAUACGGUCGAGGCCGGUCAGCAGUGCAUCGAGUACCUGCGCAAAACAAACCUCGGCCGUGGCAACUUCAUCUGCCUUGACAAGCUGCGAGCGCGCGACUUGCAACCAAUUCAGACGCCCGAGGACGCGCCUCGGUUAUUCGACCUUGUCAAAGCCAAGGAGGAUCGUUUCCGGCCCGCCUUCUACCACGCCAUGCAAGACACGCUUGUGGCCAAGGAUCUCGCACAGGCAAACCGCAUCGCCUACGGCGCGAAACGAUGGCGCGUCGUGACACUCGACGGAGAGCUCAUUGACAAGUCAGGUACCAUGUCAGGUGGUGGCACCACAGUCAAGAGAGGUCUCAUGUCGUCCAAGCUGGUCUCAGAAACAAGCAAGGACCAGGUUGCCAAGCUCGAGGCGGACCGUGACGCUCUGGACGAAAAGUUCCAGAUGUGGCAGGACCAUCAACGAGAGCUCGAGAACAGGCUCCGCACGCUCAACGACCAGAUCCCGCAGCUCGAUACCAAGAUGCAGAAGAUUGGCCUCGAACUCGAGUCGGCGGCCAAGAACCUGGCGGAUGCGCAGCGCCGCGUCAAGGACAUUGCCAAGGAGCACCAGCCGUCUCAAUCGGACAACAACCGGAUGGCUGAACUUGAAAAGGAAAUUGCCAAGCUCAACAAGGCCGUCGAGGGCCUGCACGAGGAGACAGCAGGCGUCGAGGAAGAAAUACAAGCGCUGCAAGACAAGAUCAUGCAGGUCGGCGGCGAGAAGCUGCGGAUCCAGAAAGCCAACGUUGACGCGCUGCGAGCCGACGUCACAUCGCAGAGCGAGGAUAUCUCCAACGCUGAGGUCCGCAAGGCCAAGGCGGAGAAGCAGCGUGUCAAGCUUGAGAAAGACCACGCCAAGGCAACCAAAGAGAUCGAGGCGGCGGCGCGUGAUCUCGAGAAGCUCGACAACGAGAUUGAGAACCAGGGCGAGAAGGCCGAAUCUUUGACGAGCCGGGUCGAGGAGGCGCAGGAGGCGCUGGCAGUCAAGAAGGAGGAGCUCGCAGCCCUCAAGACGGAGCUCAAUGGGAAGACGGCCGAGCUGAAUGAGACGCGGGCCGUCGAGAUCGAGAUGCGCAACAAGCUCGAAGAGAACCAGAAGCAGCUGAACGAGAACGAGAAGAGGCUGCGUUACUGGGACGACAAGCUGUCAAAGCUUGUGCUGCAAAACGUUGAGGAUCUCACUGGAGAGCCUGUGUCUGAGGACGCGCCGCCUACCAAGGAUGAGCCUAAAGAGGAGGACGUCGACAUGGACGCCCCAGAGGCGGACGAGGACGCCAGUAUGGAGGACGCUGACACAACGGUGCGACCGGAUCCCACGGCGCGCGUGCGCCAGCCGCAGGAGCUCCCUUCGUACACUCCAGACGAGCUGGCGGAUAUGAGCAAGGAGAAGCUCAAAGGGGAGAUUGCGGCACUCGAGGAGAAGACGCAGAACGUCAAUGUCGACCUCGGUGUGCUCGCCGAGUACCGUCGGCGCGUGGAAGAGCAUGCGGCGCGCUCCUCGGACCUCGCAUCGGCAGUGGGCCAGCGCGAUGUGGCCAAGAAGCGUUGCGACGAGCUCCGCCGGCUGCGACUCGAGGGAUUCAUGGAGGGCUUCGGCAUGAUCUCGCUAAGGCUCAAGGAGAUGUACCAAAUGAUCACAAUGGGCGGCAACGCCGAGCUCGAGCUCGUGGACUCGCUUGACCCCUUCAGCGAGGGCAUCCUCUUCAGCGUCAUGCCACCGAAGAAGUCUUGGAAGAACAUCAGCAACCUGUCUGGUGGUGAAAAGACGCUCAGCAGUCUGGCGCUCGUGUUCGCACUGCACCACUACAAGCCGACGCCGCUUUACGUCAUGGACGAGAUUGACGCGGCUCUUGAUUUCCGUAACGUCUCAAUCGUGGCCAACUACAUCAAGGAGCGCACCAAGAACGCCCAGUUCAUCGUCAUCUCGCUGCGCAACAACAUGUUCGAGCUCGCGGCGAGACUGGUCGGCGUGUACAAGGUGAACCACAUGACGAAGAGUGUGACGAUUGAGAACCAGGACUACAUCACGAGGCAGAGGCAGGCGCAGGCGCAGGCGACGGGGACGCAGCAAGUGACUGCGCGGUCAUGA